Molecule: messenger RNA, 2153 nt
Organism: Chanos chanos (milkfish)
Lineage: Eukaryota; Metazoa; Chordata; Actinopteri; Gonorynchiformes; Chanidae
Product: angiopoietin-related protein 3
Exons: 7
Coding region: 86-1468 (460 amino acids)
Biological process (GO): regulation of lipid metabolic process; phospholipid catabolic process; triglyceride homeostasis
Source: RefSeq, a predicted model, not a curated record
AUCUUCCUUCCUUCACAAGGUUUUGAAGAGGACCUCAGCCACGCCGUUUACAACACAGAAACGGAGUGAACCAAGAGGAGAAACCAUGAAGCUGGCUUUGCUGCUGACCCUUGUGGCUUUGACGUACACUUUUCCUGUUGAUGACAACAAAGAGGAAGGAGAGGACCCGAUUGUUCCCAAGCCUCAGGUGGAGACCCGGUCCCCUUUCGCAGCCCUGGAGGAAGUUCGACUCCUGGCCAACGGCCUUCUUCAGCUUGGCCAGAGCCUGAGGGACUUUGUUCAGAAGACCAAGGGACAGAUCAAUGACAUAUUUCAUAAGCUCAAUAUCUUCGAUAAGUCUUUCUAUCAGCUCUCGGUUCUAACCAGUGAGAUCAAGGAGGAGGAAGAGGAGCUGAAGAAGACCACUGGUGCACUGAAAGCCAAGAACGAGGAGAUCAAGAGCCUGUCGCUGGAGAUCAGCUCAAAGGUGGAAGACCUGAUGCAGGAGAGGAGCCAGCUGAAGAUGAAGGUGGGAGGGCUGGAGGAGAAACUGAGCGAUCUGUCCCAGGGCCUGCUUACACCUGAUCAGGCAGCCGAAAUCUCAGGACUCAAGGAGGUGAUACAUGCACAAGAGAGGAGUAUUACAGACUUGCUGAAAGCGGUGAGGGAGCAAAAUGAGCAGCUCGUCUACCAGAGAAACAAGAUCAAGAGCCUGGAGGAUAAGCUCAGCUAUGACAGCUUUCAAGACACAGGCGUCAAAUUUGGCUGGGAUGUCAGCGUGUACAACGUUUCGGGAUUUCUGUCCAAUUAUUCCUCUGAUGACAGUUUGUCAAAUGGUUUGCCUGUGGACUGUGGUGAAGUCUUCACGAAGGGUAAGACAGUCAGUGGUGUAUACGCUAUCCAGCCAAACCAGUCGGAGCCCUUUCUCGUGUACUGUGACUUUACAAAAGAUGGGGCAUUUACAGUCAUCCAGCGUAGGCAAGAUGGCUCUGUGGACUUCAACCAGUCUUGGGAAAACUAUGAGAAUGGGUUUGGAGACUUUCAGAGUGAGUUUUGGCUGGGGCUCAAGAAGAUCCACUCCAUCAGCAGGCAAGCCGGAGAGUCCCGCCUCCAGAUCCAGACAGAGGACUGGAAACAGGAGAAGAAAUUUAAAGAGCAUCAGUAUGUUCUGGAGGGUCCUGACUCCAACUACACCAUCCAUCUCAGCGAUGGGUCUGGUGACCAGGCCCGUGUCAUUUACACUCAGGCUGGCAUUCCUUUUUCCACUAAAGACUGCAACCACAGGAUAAAUGAACCAAACUGCAUCCAGGACUACACAGGUGGCUGGUGGUUUGGUGAAUGUGGGGAGAUCAACCUGAACGGCAGAGUCAUCAUGAGGCGAUCCGGAGGUCGCGGAGGGCGCAGGAAAGGGAUCCACUGGAAAUCCGGCGGCAGGGCGAACACCCGUACGCUCAGAUCCACACAAAUUUCCAUAUACCACGGCGCAUAAAACGCCAUCUCUGUAGGGAUGGCUACUCAUUCCACUGACAUUUUUCAUACUAAAUACCAACACCAAGCUGAGGAUGGCCUCGCUAACAUAAAACAAGAUCUACAUCGAACACUGCAGUUCCUAACAUUACGCUUUGGUGUCAAUGCUUCAUCUAUAGCACUUGAUGGUUUAACAGAAUAAAUUGUCACUGGACACCAUUUGUCUUAGCUGCCAUCUUCCUUAGCUGGCUUUGUUCACUCUUAUCAGCACUUCUUGAGUAUGUGCACAAUUAGAGCACUGUGGUUAAGUCUUUUUAUUGAUCUGUGUUCAUCUCACUCACUGUUUCUAAACUUAAGAUUUACAGGAUUUUUUAUAUAUAUAUAUACAGUUUGUGGAAUCAUGUGUCAUUGCCUGAAUAUAGCAGACAAAAGAUAUGUGACCCUGUGGAUCCCUAGGACUUGAAGUGAGAAAUAUUGUCCUAACUCAACAGCAGCUGUGAACGGAGGGGUAGUCUCCCUGUUUAAUGCAUAGAAGAACCCGGUGCUGUGACAGGUGUUGUGAGAUGUUCCUGAACUAAAGGGAUCAUCUUCGUCCUUUUGUUUUACUACUGAGUCAUAUUGACUUCAUGAUAACACACAUGCAUGCUGUAAAUGUCUGUUAUGUAUUACAUUUUUAGAAGUCUUGUAAAUAAAAAAACAAAUCAUGA